AGUGGUUGUUUUUGCACUGCACGACCCUACCUUAUUUACCUUUAUUUGGUAGACCCGCCAGUAACUCUCGCGUUAUCUCGCGAUAACAGGGAAAACGAGAUAUCAACAGCAUCAAAAUGUGAUAGCAUAAUAUCACCACAAAAAUAUGCAUAACCUAAUAUCUCAAUCAGCCAGGUCAUUAAGUCCGUAAAUUUGGUAUAGUAGAUAGCAGGUUUAAUUGUUUUAAUUCAAAACAUAGAGUCCAUUUGUCAAACUCAUGUCUAUUUCGUAGCGGUUAGUUGCGUUGAACAGGUAAAGCAGCUGGGAUAGCAGACGACACUGGUGAACUUUGUAGCAAGUUUUCGUGCUUGUUUCGCGAUUUCGUCCGCUCUGUUCGAACCUGUAAGUCUCCCAGGAUAGAAACAAAUGGUUCAGGAUGACGGAGCAACAGAAAAGACGACUACAAGUUCUUCAGAAACACCUGUGCAGUGGACCAAAACUUCGUCUCCGCCCCACACGACCUGAACAUGUCGACAGCGAAGGCCAGGUGUGCAUGGCGGAGACAGCGGCGAAACUGGCCCAGGGCACAAAGUUUCAGGAACAGGUCAAGGAGCGUGGGAUCAGUGCGGAGGUACAGCCACCACCCCGAGGGUUGGAGCAGGCUCAUAGCACCUUACUGACACCAGAGGCUGUGGCAUUCGUGGCUCGGCUGUGUGCAGAGUUUGACAGAGAUGUGGAUCAGAUGUUGAGGGCUCGUGUCUUGAGGAAGAUACAAAUGGACCAGUCUGGAGAGCUUCCCGACUUUCCUGAGAAAACCAGACGGAUCCGUGAGAGUGAGUGGAAGGUACACCCUGUCCCCAGGAGGCUACAGAACAGGCACGUUGACCUGGGGGACGUCUCACCAGCCAACACUCAACACUUCCUACAGGCAUUGAACUCUAAAGCAGAGGGCAUUCAGACUGAUUUUGAUGACGGCCACUGUCCCACGUGGACCACCCAGCUGAAGGGCCUCUACAAUGUGUACCUGGCUGUGCACAACAAACUGCCAGGAGCCCCCUCCAUUGGUAAUGCUCCAGUCCUAAUGCUGAGACCUCGAGCUUGGAACAUAGUGGAACACAACAUGCUGGUGAAUGGUAAGGAGGUGCCAGGCCCACUGUUUGACUUUGGGCUGCUGAUGUUCCAUAACGCACACCUCCUGAUCGACAGGGACAGUGGGCCAUUCUUCUACCUGUCCAAGCUUGAAGGUGCCAGUGAAGCUCGACUGUGGAACAAGGUGUUCAUCUGGACUCAAGACAAGCUGGACAUCCGUAUAGGCACAGUGAAGGCCUGUGUGCUGAUAGAGAACAUCCUGGCCUCGUUUGAGAUGCAUGAGAUCCUGUAUGAGCUGAGAGACCACAGUCUGGGCCUCAACUGUGGCAUGUGGGACUACUCGGCAUCAUUCGUCAACAAGUUUGGCCACCGCCCAGACUUUGUCCUGCCCGACCGGAGUAAGUACGUGAGCAUGGAGCGGCACUUCCUGAAGAGUUACAUGGACCUGGUAAUCCAGACCUGCCACCGGAGGGGGGCCCACGCCACGGGGGGGAUGUCUGCCCUGCUGCUGCCCCAGGGGGGUCAGGCAGGAGGGAAGGAUGUGGUGGAGAGGGUCUGUAGUGACAAGUUACGUGAAAUCAAGUCUGGCGCAGAUGGGUUCAUGGUGUAUGAUGUGGGGCUGAUCAGACCAAUGCACCUGCUGUAUGACAAGUUUGCUCCUGGUGCCAACCAGCUCCAUGUGCAGAGGGCAGACGUGCGUGUACAGAGCAGGGAUCUGCUGCAGAUGCCAACUGGUGGGGUGACUCUGAAUGGUCUGAAGCACAACAUCGCUGUGGGCAUCCAGUUCAUCAAUGCCUGGCUAUCAGGCAAAGGGCACUUUUUCUUCAAGGGUUGUGUGGAGGAUUCAGCCACAGCUGAGAUAUCCAGGUCACAGGUUUGGCAGUGGGUGCGCCACAGUGCCAGACUGGAGGACAGUGGGGAGACCAUCACCCGAGUGAUGGUGGAGGAACUGGUCCAGCAAACCCUCCGAGACCUGCCCACCACCCCAAGGAUGGACGCUGCAGCUGGCAUCUUCCUGGAGAUCGUGCUGAAGAGAGACUUCCCGGAGUUCAUCACCACCUACCUGAACCUCGAGCAUGCAUUUCUCAGAGGGAAGCUUUUAUAG
Branchiostoma floridae (Florida lancelet) is the source of this 2173-nucleotide messenger RNA. Its product is annotated as malate synthase-like. The coding region runs from base 416 to 2173 and encodes 585 amino acids. Lineage: Eukaryota; Metazoa; Chordata; Leptocardii; Amphioxiformes; Branchiostomatidae. Gene Ontology annotation, molecular function: malate synthase activity. Gene Ontology annotation, biological process: glyoxylate cycle. Gene Ontology annotation, cellular component: cytoplasm. The record is from RefSeq and is a predicted model, not a curated record. The transcript is spliced from 15 exons.